GCGUAGUAAAAUGGUGGGAAUGCUUACAAAAGCUAAGGGAGGUAGAAAAAUCGUGUAGUAUCUGAGGUAUUACUGUUCACAUCUUACCGUUAUAUGAAAACAUACUUUUACUAUCGCAGUGAUUGAAUUCAAUUGAGUUCCACGUUCCAAUACCCAUGAUCAGAGACAUCAGAGACGAGUAGAUAUGUAUGUAUACAUAUUGGAUAUGUAUGUAUCUAGUAUCUACUCGUUCUGCACUGAUAAUAUGUACUUGCAAAUUUGAAACAUAAACAAACAAACGUCAAAUAAGAACUUAAUGACAGGAUUGAAUAGGAAUUUACUAGUAGCUACGAGGUAGAUUACAAAUAUGUCAUCGGCUCAUUUAUCAGCUGGUCGAUUAAAUGUAAGCAUUAUUCAAGAGCAAGCAAGGAAACAAUUACUUUGCUUACUUGAAAAAUGUGAUGGCACAAAGGUAAUUAUAUGGGAUCAAUCUCUCGAAGGACCAAUUGGUCUUGUCGCAAAAUAUAAUUUAUUGGAGGAACAUGAUGUGGUCAAAAUGUAUCCAUUAUGUGGUGGACAUUUAUCAAUACCACCAAAUAUUGCUAAUGUAAUAUUUAUUACUAGGCCACAAUUGGAUCUUAUGGAUUUAAUUGCUGAAAAUGUUCAUGGUGAAGAAGAAAGAAGACCACGCAAAGAAUUUCAUCUCUUUUUUGUACCUCGGAAAAGUCUCCUUUGCCAAAAGAAACUUCAGAAUCGAGGAGUAUUUGGUAGUUUUACCUUAAUAGAGGAAUUCAAAUGUGAUUUAUUUCCCUUUGAUAGCGAUCUUUUGUCUAUGGAACUCAGUGGAGCAUUUAAAGAAUUUCAUUUAGAAAAUGAUCCUACAUGUUUGUAUCAAGUAGCACAAGCUAUUCAUGGUUUGCAAAGAAUAUAUGGGAAGAUUCCAAAAAUCACAGGCAGAGGUCCUGCUGCUAGUAAAGUGUGGGAGCUAUUAGAAAAAUUAAAUCGAGAAGAAGAGGAUAAUAAAGCAACAUCUACACAGUCAACUAUUAUAGAACAUUUACUGUUAUUAGAUCGAUCCGUGGAUUUACUUUCACCUUUAGUUACACAGCUGACAUAUGAAGGAUUAAUAGAUGAAAUUUUUGGAAUAAAAUAUAAUGCUGUUCUGUUACCAGCAAAAAGAUUUCAUGAUUCAGAGGAUUCUCCAACAGCAAUGUCUCUUAAGGAAAAGGAACAAAUCAUACUUAAUUCUAGUGAAGAGCUAUUUGCAGAAAUUAAGGACAAAAACUUUAAUGGUGUAGGACCAGUGCUUAGUAAAAAAGCUAGAGAUAUUUCGUCACAGUUGGAUGGAAAAUAUGGAGAUAAAAGUGUGCAAGAGAUUAAGCAAUUCGUAGCACGGUUACCACAUAUGUUAGCUACCAAACAAUCAUUAGCAAAACAUGCAACAAUAGCAGAAAUGAUAAAAGAAGUCACAGAUUCUUGCAGCUUUUUGGAGUCUCUACAAAUUGAACAAGAAUUGUUGAAUUGUAUCGAUACAGAUAAACCAAAUGCUUAUAUAGAAGAUCUGAUAGCCCAACAACAACCGAUCCUUAAGGUUUUACGGCUCCUUUGCAUACAGUCCUUAACAAAUUCUGGCCUUAAACUGAAACUACUAGAUUACUAUAAAAGGGAAAUAAUACAAACAUAUGGUUAUCAACAUCUGCCAACUAUGUUGAACUUGGAAAGGGCUGGACUAUUAAAGCAACAGCAAUCUAAUCGUCAAUAUUCUAUUUUACGGAAAGCAUUAAGGCUUACAGUUGAAGAUGAAAGUGAAAUUACUCCAAAAGACAUCAGUUACGUACAUUCGAUAUAUGCACCAUUAAGUAUUCGAUUAGCAGAACAUCUUGUGCAACCGAAUGGAUGGUUGGGCUUAAGUGAUGUAAUGGGUUUAUUACCAGGUCCUACUGUAAAUAGUGUUCCAGUUAAUGUUCCAUCUUCUGGACGAAGAAAUUCUAUUACGAGUGAAGAUUCCAAUUCUGAACCACCAAAAUUGGUAAUGGUCUUUUUCAUUGGAGGAUGUACGUUUGCAGAAAUUUCUGCUCUUAGGUUUUUAUCCCAGCAAGAAGAUUCAAAUGUGGAAUUCGUUGUCUGCACAACAAAGGUAAUAAAUGGGAACACAUUUUUAACAUCAUUGAUGGAAGAUUUAGAGAAUUUAUAACUUAUUAUACAUAAUACUAUUUUAAUUGAUGCAGUGCAAAAUAAAUGCAGAGUUAUACAAAGAGAAUUGUUAUCUUCAAUAGCUUUCUGUAUUUAUUAUUUUCAAACAAUUUAUAUAUAACUAAUGAUGUAUAAUAUGUAAAUUAUUAUUAUUUGUUUGUAGUAUUUAUUUGAUUUAGAGGUAAACAUGUAUGUAAUCAUAAGACUUUUUCAACAUGAAGAAAGUAAAACACCGAAUAUUUACUUUAAUGUAUUCAAACAAUGAAAACUGUCUUUCAAAUAUAUUACAAUAAAAUAUCUCAUUGUAGAACAAA
Megalopta genalis is the source of this 2486-nucleotide messenger RNA. It is a transcript of the gene car, whose product is annotated as vacuolar protein sorting-associated protein 33A. Gene Ontology annotation, biological process: vesicle-mediated transport. Lineage: Eukaryota; Metazoa; Arthropoda; Insecta; Hymenoptera; Halictidae. The record is from RefSeq and is a predicted model, not a curated record.